AUCCAGAAGUAAAUUGUGAUGUUGCGGCUGGCAGGCAACCAUUAUCGAGAAGCUGGAGUCCUGCCCGAGGGGGUGAAAAGCGAGAUCAUUUGAUUUAUUGAUGAUCCACUUGUCUGACUGUUGAAGGACAGUGAAUCACCGCCGGCAGUGAUUUAUACGCGUACAGAAAAGCGGAGAAAAUGAAGGUUGCGGGUGCAGUGGCGGGGCUCUUCUUCAUGUGCCUGACUUGCUGUUUACCUGUGACUCCUUCGUAUUCAUUCCUCCUGGAGGACAUGGAAGGGUCCAGCGAUGAUCAGGAAUUUUCAGGCUCUGGGGACUGGAUCUAUAAGGACAGUGUAACAGAGACAAAAAUCGUGGACCAGUCGACCAAGUGGCCAUCAGCUAGGUUGCAGCCCAACGACUUUGAUUAUUCCGGGGAUGGCAGGCUUAGAGGAGAGAGGAGUGAAAACUCCAUGUUUGAUUUUGACCUUGAAGACCAAAAUGAGAUCAUCCCACACGUUAGGACUAAAGAUCUGGACAGCAGAAUAUUUGAUAAUGCUGACAUGAGCUGGCCAGAGACACUAGCCUUUGGAAAGAGCAGGGGUGUUCUGAACAGGUCUGAAGUCCUUGCAGGUGUUGUUGCUGCAGGCCUGGUGGCAUUGGCUAUGGCUAUCAUGAUGGUAUCUUUCAUGGUCUACAAGCUCAAGAAGAAGGAUGGGGGCAGCUAUGACACUGGCAGCCCCAAUGAGAAAUAUCAGAAGCCCCAAAAAAAAAAGGAAUUCUUUGUUUAACUUCCCUUUACUGAAUAUACUGAACAUUUGUCUAAUCUGCCUAUGUCUUUCUAUGUGUGUGUUAUAGAGGAAGAGCUCCUCUUCAGUUUCUCUCCAUCACCAAAGCCCAGUGUCCCUUGUCUGUCAUUUUUUUUAUGGGAGGAGUGCUGUUUUUCCAGUCAUUUUUAUGUAAUACAAGAAUAAUUAGCUUUUUUUCUGUGGGUAGCCUUCUAAUUCACUUUUCUCAGGUGUUAAUAUAAAUUGAUAAAUAUAUUUUAGAAGUGUAUGUAAAUUUAUUCCUAUGUGCAUAUUGGGUCAAUGGCUAAAGGUUUCAGUGAGUACUUAUCUGAAGGUCAGUAAAGUGUAGAAAAAUAAUAAUAGAACACAUCUUAAACACAAGACAGAUAAGUUUAAAAAAGAACUGGUGGAAUUUGAUGUUAAAUUUAAUCAUUUGUUGAAAAGUGCAAGAACUAAAUGAUGAUGAUCAAUGCAAAUUUAAUCCUGAAGGUUGAAGAUUUGAGUGAUAAUUAUAUAAGCAGUGUUCAGCGUGCUGGGCUAUGAGUAUCCAUCAAUGCAUGUUCAUUGUUUCUGCUUCUAGUCAUCUGUAAAUGUGCCUUAAUUCUGUUGUUGGCAAGCUCACUUGGAAAAAUAUUUGCCUUUUGCUGAGUAUGUGGAGACAUUUAUGCAUAUUUACAAAGUCUCCCUUUCUACAGAAAAACAACUUUGCAAUUAUAAUGGUGGAUGUUCAGGGUCAAGAACUAAAUAUAUUAUCUU
Scleropages formosus (Asian bonytongue) is the source of this 1523-nucleotide messenger RNA. Its product is annotated as syndecan-1-like. Lineage: Eukaryota; Metazoa; Chordata; Actinopteri; Osteoglossiformes; Osteoglossidae. Gene Ontology annotation, cellular component: cell surface; membrane. The transcript is spliced from 5 exons. Gene Ontology annotation, biological process: cell migration. The record is from RefSeq and is a predicted model, not a curated record. Bases 180 to 770 code for a protein of 196 amino acids.